CGAUGGAGACCCUGGAGAGUGACAUGAGCAUGCAGAGAGGGAGAGGGAGAGGGGAGGGGGGAGGAGUGCGGCCCAAGACAAGGAGGAAAGAGGAGAAGAGGGAGGUGUCGCUGGACGCCACGCUGGAGGAAGACAGUGACGUGACCGAUGUCUCCACCCCUCGCGCUGUGAACCAAUCACCUUCCAAGCCAGUAAGUAGGAGGAGCUCCGCUGGAGGGGACGCAGCCAAUCAGAGCCCUGCAAAAACAAGGAGGCCCGCCUCCCACCAACAGACUGCCAGCGAGACGGAGGAUGAGAUGAGGGCCAUUUCUGCCGCAAAAUUAAAGCACAGGCAGAGCCAAUCAGAGUCCUUGCAGACGUCAGACAAAGAGGAGACAACUCAACGCAAGCGCCUCAAGUCCCCCCCACCCCCGCCCCGCCCCAGCAGUCGCGGGUCGCCCACCACCGACCUCUUCCGCACCAGGGAGAGGCGGGACAGCGGAGCCAGUGGGCGGAGCCACAGGAGGGGGGCGGAGAUUGACAGGCAGGACGAGCCUGAGGGGGCGGGGCUUAGACAGCGACAAGGCCCGCCGGCAGACAGACCCAGGUCUCGGCAGGGCAGGGGGAGAGAACCGCCGCUGGUCCUGCCUGGCGACUCGUACAACACGGAGAUCGCUGAGCGGGUCAAGGAGUACGAGUCUCGCAGCGCCGCGUCGUCGGACGUCGAGGUGGGCUCCAGUGUCACGAGGGCGUCCAGCACCAACAGCAACCGGCUCAAAGCCCUCCAAGACGAGAUAGAGCGACUGAAGGAAGGUGUCGCUCAAGCGAACGAGAAAGCUUCCCAACGACCACCCGCCCCUCCCCCUCAGCCCGCCUACCAGCCCCCGCCCCCUCCCCCUCCCUCCCAACCCCCGGGGGCGGUGCAGAACGGGCGGCAGGAGCCUGAGUACUACGACCCCUUCGACGACCCCUACGGGUUCAUGCGCAUGCCCAGACGGCGAGCCAACUCGUUCUCGGGCGGCCGUGAGCGCGAGUGGGACGAGUGGUACUGGACUCUGCCCCAGAACCGACAGUACGACGGUGGGGACAUACCGCUGGGCUACGCGGCUGCCGACGCUUACGCGGAUAACCCGAGGAAUACCCGAGGGGGGGAGAGGAACACGAGGGAGAACGUGAAGAACAGACUGCGGCAGAAACGGAUGGACAGAAGGGCUAGAGGAGAUGCACAUACUGGCUCUGACCCAGCACUAGCGACCCCUGAGUCCGCCCUCCCAUCCACCCAACCCGGGGGCGUGUCAGUGGGCGGGGCGAUGGACGAGCAGACGGCGGCCAUGUACGACUACUACGUUCCGUCCCGCUACAGCGCGCAGGGCAUGAGGCAGCAGCUGGCGGCGCGCGGGUACUUCACCACGCCCAGUGGCGCCAAGAUCUACUCCUCCACAGGUGAAGACGGGGAUAACGAGGAGGAGGAGGAGGAGCAUGUUGUAACUCUGCGCACUGGCCAACAGGCGGGUACCCUGGGAGCACAGACACAGAACAGACCCUGGUACCAGAUCCGCCGCGCCCCCCGACCUUUCUCCGCACAGCCGGGGCAGUUUGCGGGCGGCCUGCAGGGUCAAGGUCAGUACCUGGGAGGUCGGAGGUCACAGUCACAAGAGGAGAUGAGCCACAGCAGCCCGGGCCUGGCUCUCUACGGUCAGACGACCACGGCCUCGCAGGCGUGCCCGAUGUGUGGAGGGGCAAGUUAUCAUACGCAUUCCAACUACGUGCACCAGCCCGCCACGUCUGUCCCUGCUCACACCUCACGCACGUACAGGAG
Aplysia californica (California sea hare) is the source of this 1798-nucleotide messenger RNA. RefSeq names its product serine/arginine repetitive matrix protein 2. The record is from RefSeq and is a predicted model, not a curated record. NCBI's taxonomy places the organism in Eukaryota, Metazoa, Mollusca, Gastropoda, Aplysiida, Aplysiidae.